UGUUUGAGCUUGUGUUGGAACUGGGAAGCCACGGUCAGGAUUUCCGAGGUAGCCUGGUGGAUGAUGGCCUGAGAGAGUAAAGUGGCUUAGGCCACACAGACAAGACUGAUUCUGGAAUCCUGGCUUACUCUGCAAGCUCAGGGAACCCUUGCACAAGCAGUUUCUGUCUGAGGAGAACAUGGCCACCCACUUCUCCCGACUCAGCCUACAUAAUGACCACCCCUACUGCAGUCCCCCUGUGACUUUUCCCCAAGCCCUGCCACCACUCAGGAGCCCUUGCCCAGAGCUGCUUCUCUGGCGCUAUCCCGGGAGCCUGAUCCCUGAGGCCCUCAGACUGCUGAGGCUGGGGGAUACUCCCAGUCCCUACUACCCUGCAUCCCCAGCUGGGGAUAUCAUGGAGCUCUAAGUGCUGAUGGCCAGUGUCCCUCCUCACCUUGUUCCUGACAACAAAGACCAGCAACCCCCAGAAAAGGAUGAGGUCCUUCCCCUGUAACAGGACAGAUGAUAAUCAAGCUCAGUGAUACCCUGAAUGGGAGGGGCAGCAGCUUGGAAAGGGGAAAGUAUCACCCCAUUAGUGAAUAAAGAUUUCUGAGCAAUUGAA
Cricetulus griseus (Chinese hamster) is the source of this 601-nucleotide messenger RNA. The record is from RefSeq and is a predicted model, not a curated record. Lineage: Eukaryota; Metazoa; Chordata; Mammalia; Rodentia; Cricetidae.